Messenger RNA from Orbilia oligospora ATCC 24927, 1821 nucleotides. RefSeq lists its product as uncharacterized. The record is from RefSeq and is a predicted model, not a curated record. Gene Ontology annotation, biological process: protein modification by small protein removal. Gene Ontology annotation, molecular function: peptidase activity. Lineage: Eukaryota; Fungi; Ascomycota; Orbiliomycetes; Orbiliales; Orbiliaceae. The transcript has 5 exons. The coding region runs from base 1 to 1821 and encodes 606 amino acids.
AUGGGAAGCACAGGUGAAAGGCUUGUACAGCUGUAUGUUUACGACCUUAGCCAAGGUCUUGCUCGAUCGAAACUGAUGUUUAAUGGAAGCCAGCUUUCACCCAUGCUAUUGGGUCGUCCUAUUGAUGCAGUUUAUCACACUAGUAUCGUUAUCGAUGGAGUAGAGAUAUAUUUUGGAGCUGGUAUUCAGCGUUCAUACCCCGGACAGACUCACCAUGGCGCUCCAAUGGAAGUUAUCGACCUGGGACAUACCAGCCUUCCAAGCGAGGUUAUCGCCGAAUUUCUUGAGUCCAUGAAGGAGAUAUACAAGCAGGAGACAUACGAUCUAUUCAUGCAUAACUGCAAUAAUUUCACCGAUGACUUCGCCAAAUUCCUCGUUGGUCGUGGAAUCCCCUCACACAUAACUUCUCUCCCUGCCGAUGUCCUUUCUACUCCCUUUGGCCAACAGAUUAGGGGCCAGCUUGAAGGUGUAAUGAACCCAAUAACCCAAGCGCCCUCUAUCAAUGAACCACCUCUUCGUUCUAGCGAUCCUCCAACUCUAGUAUCUAGCAGUACCUCCCAGCCAUAUGCUGGCGUCCGUGUAGCUUCAACUCUGUCCGAUUUCGACCGCAUCAUGUCUUCCGCCGCUUCCAAAGCUGCAGUAAUCUUUUUUACCAGCGCAACUUGUCCACCUUGCCGAGUCGUCUACCCUCAUUUCGAACAAAUGGCCGAAGAAUCCGCUGGCAAGAUCGUAUUCGUCAAAGUCGACGUAUCCAAAUCCUACGACAUCGGUUCAAAGUACCAGAUUCAAGCCACCCCUACGUUCGUGAGCUUUAUUCGUGGUGAAAAGUUCGAGGAAUGGAGUGGCGGACAUCCAGGAACAUUGAGAGCUAAUGUCAAUAUGCUGAUGAGUGCGACUUAUCCACCACAUCCACAUGAGAGUUUAAGGUUACCAGCUUUUACGUCCGCGGCCAUGCAGGCGCCUGUUAAGUACACGCGUCAGUUGCCGAUGGACAAAGUACUGGUCAAGCUCGGGAAAGUGGGUACGGAUGAGAAUGUUGUGGCAAUGAAGAAUUUCAUUACUACGAAGCAGAAGCAGGGAGCUAUCGAAGCGAGAGUUCCGGAUUUGCAGAAGUGGUCUAAGUUUCUGCAAUCAAGUUUCCAGGAGCUACCACCAGAGACGCUCUUUCCCGUUAUUGAUAUAUUCAGGCUGUCAUUGACAGAUCCCAGAGUAUCCGCCUUCUACGCCGAGGAACCACAGCAUGCGACAAUUGAAGCACUGUUAGAUACAGCUUUAUCCGCAAAGGGUAUUUACCAAGUAAAGCUGGUAACACUUCAUGCUAUUUGCAACCUCUUUUCGACGAAAUUAUUCCCGCCGUCCCUUACAAAUGCACCUUUAGUCACUCUUGUCCUUGGGUUGGUUACUGGGUGUCUAUUGGAUGAGUCGCAUCCACAACUGAGAGUUGCCGCUGCCGGAUUGAUAUUCAACCUCGCCUCUUUUAAUCAGAAGCUCAGAACCGAAUCAGCUUCCACCGUGGCAGACAGGGAAGAUUCAAUAUCCGAAGAUGAUCAAAUACAACUGCUGGCGGCUAUUGUAGAAUCUAUAGACCGAGAAAACGAGAGCACAGAAGCUCUUAGAGGGCUAUUGUUGAGCUUGGGGCUGAUUGUGUAUGGAGCAAAGAUUGAUGGGGAAGUAUUAGAAUUAGCAGGGGUGUUAGAGGCAGCAAGAAUCGUGGGGGAGAAAGGAAAGAAAUCGGAUAAAAAGUUACUGGGAGAGGAUGGAGCAAGGUUGUGUCUGGAGAUAGGGGAGGAGCUCUUGACGAAAGGGCUACGGAAGCCAUAA